AUGGUAGGAUCAGAGAAUUGUACUGAAGAAAUUGAUCAGCAAGAAGAACAAGAUGACUUUGCUGUGACCAAAAGAUCUUAUGAUUGCACAAUCUGCAAGAGAGGCUUCACUAAUGCUCGUGCCUUAGGAGGUCACAUGAAUAUCCACAGGAAAGAGAGAAUCAAGGCCAAGCAAUGCAAACCAAAAUCUUCACUAUCCAACAACUUUACCAACGAGGAACACUUGAGAUAUAUUUUGGAGUCUCAGAGGAACGAUGGCAUGUAUAUUCAGACAUCAAAACCUAACCCUAGAAACCACUACCCACCUGCAUAUACCAUUCAAUAUGAGUUUCUUAACACAAAGUCUGAGUCUUUGAUACGGAACCAAGAGCUGCUGGGUACCAAUUUGAGUUUCCAAAUUGGUUCAAGUCAUGUGGAUACGGAUCAAGUUAUGAGAGGAAUCGUGAAAGAUGGUGAAGGGGUGGACUUAGAGCUCAGGCUUGGUCAUAAUUCAUACUCAAACUACUAA
Gastrolobium bilobum is the source of this 507-nucleotide messenger RNA. Its product is annotated as transcriptional regulator TAC1-like. The coding region runs from base 1 to 507 and encodes 168 amino acids. The record is from RefSeq and is a predicted model, not a curated record. Lineage: Eukaryota; Viridiplantae; Streptophyta; Magnoliopsida; Fabales; Fabaceae. The transcript has a single exon.